Molecule: messenger RNA, 1676 nt
Organism: Dendronephthya gigantea
Lineage: Eukaryota; Metazoa; Cnidaria; Anthozoa; Malacalcyonacea; Nephtheidae
Product: WD repeat-containing protein 76-like
Exons: 14
Coding region: 113-1531 (472 amino acids)
Biological process (GO): regulation of DNA damage checkpoint
Cellular component (GO): nucleus
Molecular function (GO): DNA binding; protein binding
Source: RefSeq, a predicted model, not a curated record
UAUGGCGGGAAAAUGGGGCUUUAAUUUGACAGAAAAAUAACAUUUUGGAAUGGUUCGAUGUUCGUUCAAUAUUUUCUAAAAAGCAAGACAGAGAAGCAAGAUUGUUAGCACGAUGAAGCGGAAAAGAGUUGAGGUUAAUGAUGGCUUAUCUGAUUACGAGAGAAAGAGACUUGAAAACAUCAAACGGAAUCAUGAAAUGUUGAAUCUCUUGGACAUUGAUAUGGCUGCAAGUUUCCUGAAGAAGAAAUCAACGUCCACUCCAAAGUCAAAGAUGAAAAUGAAAGUUGAACCCACAAGACGGUCGCUUAGAAAUAUUGAAAAGACAACUGGAAAGACCCAAUUGCCAUUUACGUUUAGUCCUCCUCCUGUAAUUACAACUACAAAUACGCAGCAUUUUGCAAAUGGCCCAGUGGAUGCCGUACCAAAGAAUGAUAUCGAGGAGGCUGAAAGUCAGGCUUUCUUAAGCGCCUUGGACAAUCUGAAUAAAGAAACCAAGGUGACCUGCAGUAUUCUCUCAGAGGAAACUUCAUGUUUUAAAAGUUACAAAGAAAGAAUUUCAAAACUUCAAGUUCAUCCAGAAAAUGUGCACAAAGUUGUUCCAAAUAGAAUUACUACUAUGGCCAUUCAUCCAAGCUGUGAGAAAACCGUUGUCUGUGCUGGUGACAAAUGGGGAAAUGUCGGCUUCUGGGAUGUGGAAGCGACAAACACUGAAAAUAAUGGGAUAUACGUAUAUCGUCCCCACAUUGGCUGUGUAAGAACAAUGUUCUUUCAUCCAGAGCGAAAUAAUGAACUGAUGUCUUGCAGUGAUGAUGGAACAGUAAGACGCACAGAUCUCAACUCCUGUGUUUUUGAUGAUCUGUAUGCGUCUGAAGACAAUUGCAUUUCCAGUCUCUCCUAUCCCUGCAACACCCGCAACACAUUUCUGUUGGGAUUUGGUAACGGUGAAGUGGGAGUCCUUGACACCAGGGAAUCCUCCGAUUGCAAGAAACACUGGUGUCAUAUGAGACCUAUAAAGUGCCUUCACUGCAGCCCAGAUAACGGAUAUCUCUUCUGCACUUCGUCUUCAGAUGCGACUGUUGUACUUUGGGAUUUACGAAAAAUAAAGGGGAAGAAGUCAAAAGUGGAUGAAUAUGAUGGACACAGACGUUCUAUAAAUUCCGCAUAUUUCUCUCCUGUCGACGGGAAAUAUAUCUUGACCACAUCCUGGGAUGACUCAAUCAAAAUCUUAGAAGUAACACCUUCAACAAACUUAGAAGAGAAACAAAAGUUCAAACAUUAUAAUAACACUGGUCGUUGGUUGUCCACUUUCAAAGCAACAUGGGACCCACAAAAUGGUCGUGGAUUUCUGGUUGGAAGUAUGCUGGACCCGCGCAGGAUACAAUUUUAUCAUGCUGAGCAGAAGACCACACCUCUCCUAGAAAAGUUUAGUGAAAAUUUUACAACCAUUUCCUCAACGAACGUAUUUCAUCCGACUAAAAACAUUAUUGCAUCAGGAAAUUCAAGUGGAAAAGUCUUUUUAUGGUCGGAAUAAACGGUUCAAAAUAAUGCGUAAAUCAGUAUUUUUUAGAUUUCGUUGUUGUACAUAGACCGAACUUUUUUCUAUCAUGCAGUGUCUAUAACUGUUCAAUAAAGUUAAGUUUUGUUACUUGUUUUUUGUUGUCCUUUAGUUAUCGUUU